Monopterus albus (swamp eel) is the source of this 1364-nucleotide messenger RNA. It is a transcript of the gene ackr4b, whose product is annotated as atypical chemokine receptor 4b. Gene Ontology annotation, cellular component: membrane; external side of plasma membrane. The record is from RefSeq and is a predicted model, not a curated record. Gene Ontology annotation, molecular function: C-C chemokine binding; C-C chemokine receptor activity; scavenger receptor activity. The transcript has 2 exons. Gene Ontology annotation, biological process: G protein-coupled receptor signaling pathway; cell chemotaxis; immune response. NCBI's taxonomy places the organism in Eukaryota, Metazoa, Chordata, Actinopteri, Synbranchiformes, Synbranchidae. Bases 153 to 1268 code for a protein of 371 amino acids.
GCCACAGAGGAGUGGGGCGGGAAGAGAGAUCAGUCACGUCAGUCCCUCACUGCAUAUACAGCUUCUCUCAGGAUACACAACAACCAUUUGAGUGUGAUUACAAAAGGGUUAAUAUCUUCAGCUUUACAAAAAGGAACAGACAGAAGCAAAAAAUGGAAGAUUACUAUUAUGACGAAGAGAACUUCAACUUAACUGACAGUUAUGAUUACAAUUAUGAACACGGCAUCUGUGACAAAGAGGCAGUGCGGUCGUUUGCCAGCAUCUUUCUCCCAGUCAUCUACACCCUGGUUCUGGUGGUGGGUCUGGCUGGGAAUGCCCUGGUAGUGGUGGUCUACACAUCACGGUUGCGACUACGAACCCUGACAGAUGUGUGCAUCCUUAACCUUGCCUUUUCGGACCUGCUGCUUCUCUUCACCCUGCCCUUCUGGGCAGCCGAUGCUGUCCAUGGCUGGAGGUUGGGUUCAGUAGCUUGCAAGCUCACCUCCUUCCUCUACAGUACCAACUUCAGCUGUGGAAUGCUGCUCCUGGCAUGUGUCAGUGUGGAUCGCUACCGUUCUGUAGUCCAAAAUCCAACAGGCAGGACUGGGACAGGUCCUCGGGUGAGGAGACUCUGGUACCUGGUAUGCCUGUCAUUGUGGACUGUUGCAAGCUUGCUUGGCCUUCCUGAACUGAUCUUCUCCACAGUGAAGCACUCCCAUCAUCACAGAAUGGCCUGUGUAGCCAUCUACCCAGCCAGCAUGGCCCGUCCUGCGAAGGCGGCCCUGCAGUUGGUGGAGGUGACCCUUAGAUUUGUGCUACCUUUCUUGGUCAUGGUGGUGUGCUACUGCUGGGUGGGAUGGGCACUGAGCCGGGCAGCUGGGGUACAGAGAGACCGGAAGUGGCGCGCCUUGCGGGUCCUGUUGGCUGUAGUGGCUGUAUUCCUGCUCACCCAGCUGCCCUACAACGUGGUCAAGCUGUGCCGAGCAAUGGAUGUCAUCUACAUGCUCGUGACCGACUGUGAAGUCAGCAAAGGCCUGGAUCGUGCUCAUCAAGUGACAGAGAGCUUAGCACUGAGCCACGCCUGUAUUAACCCGGUCCUCUAUGCCUUCAUUGGAUCCUCCUUCAGAGGACAUGUGCUCAAGGCUGCUAAGCACAUUGGACAGCGGCUCGGGAGACCCCCGAGACACGUCACCGAGGAGCCGGCAGUGGAGAUCGCACUCAACACGCAUAAUCAAACGCAAUCUCAGUCUGGUUCAGAAGACCAAGACACCAGCACAUUUACUAUUUAAGAUUCCAAAUUUUACAUAUCUAUUUUCCUGUAAGUGCCUAUGUGAAAUUGUAUGUCUAUGUGUGUGUGUGUGUGUGUGUGUGUGUGUGGUGUAUAU